AAAACUAUGUCAGUGUAAACAGUUGCGUGGACGCAUAUUAUGUUUGUUACGUAUUCUAGGUUCAAGGGGAGCCAGCCAGAUUGCCGACGCGUUUCACUAUUUAUAGUGUCUCGAGUCUAUUUAGCAGUUUGCUCUCAGUGCAGAAAUGUCCGGAGUCGCGAACGAGCUAUACCCACGCUCAUGCAAAGUGUGUGUCGAAAACUAUUGAUGACGUGUAUAAGAGUCGUAUUCAAUUUUAUUAUAAAUAUUAUACGUUUUAAUUUAUCGAAAUUGUCUGUACGCAGAUUAAUAUUAUCAACGUAAAUUUAUUAGACGGUGCAUGGGGCGUCAUCGGACAUGCAACUUAUGCAACCGUUUCAACACGGCGUUUUACGCUACAUUAUGUUCAGUUAAAGUUACAGUGUGUGCUCACUAGUCUGCCCAGUGGCAGGUAUUAGUUAUGAUAUAAAUCAUAAAUAUAACAUCAGGGAUGUGUGAACGUGUAUGUUGAAAAACAAAAUUGACAUUGGUGCUAUUUUAAAUUGAAUGCCAAAGAAUCGUUGGAAAUAUGCCAAAUUGGUACAGCUGACUGUAAACAAACAAAUUAAUAUUAAGUAAUAACAUUUUCAUAUUUGUAAACCUAUUUUGCAGCCGUAAAUACAAAUGUCUGGCGCAAAUAACAAGGAUAAAUUUGCAAAAUGGCGGAAAAAACGGACUCGAGUGAUAGUGAUAGUCCAAUAAUAGACGACAACGUGAUUCGUAUACAGCUCAAGAAGUCUAAUCACAAAAAAUGGGAACUUCGUACAAGAAAUCUUUCCCCUGGUAUCAAAUUCCCAAUCAUACAGCUUUUUGAUUCAGAAGGUAAUCUACUGGUUGAAACGAACGAUGAAAACGUAUCAAUCAAGAGUUCUGAUUUCAAUGAUUCAAUUUUGAAAACCAGUCAAUCUUUACGGGAGAAAGAUUAUAAGCAUAUAAUUAGACAAAAAAUUGUAAGAAAAUAUAAUUCGAUAUCUGGUGACAAAGUAUAUACGCGCGUUUAUCGUAAUCCUGUUGAAAUUAGUGACAAUAGCGAAAAAAAUAAUAACUGUUACAUAAUAAAAGACAGCAGCAGUGUGGCAAACAUUCCAAGUAAACUGAUAGUAAACAACAACUUCCACAAUUUGCAAACAAAUAGCCUCGACACCACGCCUUUCCAUUCAGAAGGGCCGAGCGAAGUGAGCAGCUAUAAAAGUUCCGACAAUGAAACUUGUGAAGAUUUCGCUUCAAAUGAUAAAUUGUCCAAGAAUAAGACCGAGAUAUCAGAAAAAGAUAUUGAUCCGGUCCCGAUUUCAGAACAUCCGUCUCCUAUAAGUUUAAAUUUACACGAGGAAUCCAACAACGAAACAUUUGACAAAACGGAGAAUGUGUGCUUAGGACUUCAAACAUCACAGUCACUCACUAAUGCUACGUUGUCACCUAGUUUGAAAGGGUAUCAUACGAUACAGCGUUCAAAAUCCAACGCUAUUUACAAGCAUCCCCAAAAUAAAGUUUCUUUUCUCAACACAUACUUAAAAAGCUUACCUGUCCGGACGAGCUCUAACCCGGAUUGGUUUACCUUACACCUACGCCAAACAUCAGCAAUGGCAAAGAAUUCACACGAAGAAACGAAUCGAAAAGAUUCUCCCACAAUUAUUUCAGAUACGUGGCAAUCUUGUAAAAUAAACGAAAAUACCGACAGCGAUUUUAUGAAUAUUCCAACAGAUGUAGCGGCUGAUUGUGAAAUGAAAAAGCGUUUAAAAAUGUACAGGCGAGGUAUAUCUGAUAUUGAACACUGGAACGCAACUGCAAGUUUGUUUACAAGAAAAAGACGACACUCUGUAAGUGGUGCCUGGCGGAUUACUCGCACUUCUUCGUCUGAGAGUGUUGACGAAGCUGACAUAGUACUUAACCGCUUAAAGAGAAGGAUACUUAAGAACAAGUUCAGAGAGAAACGUCGGAGUAUCGUCACUAAGCCAUUGUUUAAUCAGAACGUAUACAAAGGAAGCGAUAGCGAAUCUCAGGAAGAUUGGCGCGAUGAGUGCGGCGGGGCCCUCUUGAGGUCCCGCCUCGCAAUGGGCUCAAACAUCAGCCAGCAUUCCGCCAAGGGCCUAAAGGGCCGUCGAGCACGCUCUAGUGGAGAUCUUUGCAAUGGAGAGGCGAAAAGUCAGACUGAAUCGUCAGUCUGCGGCUCAGUUGUCGGUGAUGUUAUGGGUUGGAAUCGGUCUCUACCCAACCAUCUGGACGGAAACCGACAUCUAGCGGAUUAUAGUCGUGUGAACAAUAAUUAUGGUGAAUUCGGAACUUAUAAUCGGUGCCAUCCGAAAAGCGGGCGUGGUUUGCGGUACCGAGUCUCGAAAUCCGGUUCAGAUGCAGAGCCGGUAUGGAAGCUCCAAGAUCCAGGAUUCGAUCAGGGCUACGGUUCUGAGAGGUCACCAGAGGAAGACUUCGUUCCGCCUAUUGUCCCCCCCAUAUCGCUGGAGCAGUAUGAAGCUGAACUACGCACCGUUUAUCCUUUUAUCACUGAAGAAAACACGUUUACAGUAGUGGUGGAGAAAGAUGGGCGAGGGCUGGGAAUGUCGGUUUGUGGCGGAAGUGGUCUCGUUAGGAUAAGAAGACUGUACCCGCCUCAACCCGCCUGGCGUACUGGCAGGCUCGCUCAGAAGGAUCUCCUGUUAUCUGCCAAUGGCGUUCCUCUUGCUGGACUCAGCACUUAUGAGGCUCUUGAAGUUCUUCGCACGGCUUCGACAAGGGUAGAGUUACGAGUGUGCCGGCCGCCAAGCGAUGUCCUCGAGAGUGUCACGCCGCCGGACCCGCCGACCCCCCCAGUUCGGACGCCACACCCACCACACUUACCCCUCGACCCUCUUAACUGCCAUCCUUUACAUGCAAGACUUUCCCAAACAACAAGCAGUGCCACAACAUCAUCAUCUGAGGGCAGAGGACGGCGCGAAGCGAGUCCCGAAACCGAGAGAAGAACACAGGACUUGCAUCUACCAGAUCUAGACAGACCCUUACCAGUAUAUGAUAUACAAUAUGGAGAAUUUGAUAUAAUUAUGACGAAAGUGAAUGGCUCUCUCGGCUUUACGCUUCGUAAGGAAGAUCACAGUGCGCUAGGGCACUACGUUCGUGCUUUGGUUAGGGAACCAGCGCUUAGCGACGGCAGGAUACAACCAGGCGACAGAAUAGUUGCUGUGAAUGACACUCCAAUGUCAAACAUGUCUCACGCUGAGGCGGUGGCUUUCCUUCGAGCAUGUGACUCCGAAGUUCGACUGCGACUGUACCGCGAUCAUGCCGCAACACCAUUAUCACCAAUGUCGCCGAAAGAAGAGGGGCCCACGGAUUCAGACGCGCCCGUUAAUAGACCUAAACCGCCGUUGAGAGCCGAAGCAGUCUCGAUGCUUUGCGACUUAGCGGCUCGACGCCUGACGCCGGACGCAGGCGACGGGUCGCGUUCGCCCUGUCUCUCGCCGCGCAAACACCGCAAGCUCACUAAGGACAACCACUACGAACUACCAAACGAUAUGCCAAGUUACAACGUUACGCUAGAAUCACGCUCUAAACGUACUGAGAGCUUCAAACGAUCCGAAACAAUCGAAUGUUCUAUCGAUAUUUCGGGAGCCGAACGUUCGACGAUCGAUCGUCGCGCAACUAUGGAACGAUCGGCUACCAUCGGAUCGACAACCGUGGAACUGCCGGCUCCCGUAGAGUCAAAUAGCAAAGAGUGUAUUGCUGUCGAAGAAGCGAAGCGGCAACGCUCAGUAGCACUCACGAGCCCCACCGCUCCGCCUUCUUGUAGAAAACAAAAACUAAGCCUGACAGUCCCUCCGCAUGGAUACGAGCUGAACAAUUUAGAUAACGAUACGCUAGACGCACCAAAUCUCUACCAGGAGGUCAUAACGUUGCAGCGGUUUACCGAAUCCGCAUUCCCUGUUGAUUCUGACGAACCAGUCUCGAUGCCCGCCGAGCUGUCGAGCGACGAACGAUUUAAGCACUCAACUCCGGCCUAUCAAAGUGCCGUUUUACACACAAGCGAGAGUGCAUCUGAUGGACAGAAAGAUGAUGGUAACGGUCUAAUGAAAUGGAAAGGAGUCGCGUUAUCGCCUGAUAACGAAAGAAAAGCGAAGUUAAUUCCCGCAGAGGAUCCUAACAAAUCAAAGGAAAUCGAUAUAGCCCAAAAGGAGAAUGUCAAACCUGAACCACCGGUAGAAGCCAUAAGCACAGAACCUACGGUAGUGACAGUGGAGCUGAACCGUGGCUGGAACAGCCGGCUCGGGUUCAGCGUCCAGAGCCAUCCGGAGUCGGGGCAGAGCUACAUCUCGGCCGUGUACAGCGACAGCGUGGCCGCGCGCGACGGCCGCCUGCGCCGCGGUGACGUCAUCCUGCAGGUAAAUGACGAAAACGUGACAUCCAUGAAGACACCAGAAGUGAUCGACUUGCUUCGAAUACUGCGAGGAUCCAUUUGUAUCACCGUACUGCGGCCGCCAAAUAUUCAGUAAAAUGAAUGGCUAAACAUAUUACAAGAACGGUAUACUACAAAUAUAAAUAGAUAAAUCACCACACGUAAAACGUUUAUAUGAUAUAUUCUCAUUCAUACGCACAAGAUUAUACAAUUUUAAACGUAUUUUUUCGUGAUUUUCGUUACAUAUAGUAAGAUUCGUUCUUUACUUUAUUGUCAUGCGUUUAUUUCAAUAAGACUUUUUAAGAUGCUAUUGAUACCGAUUGCCUUCAAAACAGAACAUUGCAAGUUAUUCAAUGAAUCUUCAAUCUUCAAAAAUUUAUUUAAAAAAAACCAUUAACACAGGUUUGCAAAGCAACAAUAUUUUUCAUAUAAACAUUUACCUGAAAUCUAUUUUUAUGUUUAGCUUUAUGUUGAAAUUAAAAUCUUUACGAAAUAUCAUCUCAUUAGGUUGAUACAUAUAACGCUGCAACACAACGCGACACCGACGUGGCAAUGCUCAAAUCCACGUAUUAAUGAACUAAACUCAAACAACAUCUGUAAAAAUUGCGGCAGCGAUCGCCACUGAGGUCGGCACCAUUAAAUAAAAGCGUCGUCUAUGAACGCGAGGUGUCCUACGGCGACCGACCAAAUGCGUUAACCGUAUGUAAAUAGCCUUACUUGCUUAUCGACUUUCCAAAAUCUACCUAUGACAUAUUAUAUCAUACGUAAAAAUAUUUGCCAUUCUGGCCCAAAAUCGACACAUUACCCUUAUACCUCGCUUGAAGACUAGAAACGACACUGGCUUUUUUAUUUCUAAAGUUUAGGUCAUAAACAAUAACUAUAACACAUACAAAUUGAAGAAACUUAGCACUUUACUAUGUAAUAAUAACAAAUAAUAACACUAAGUAAAUAUUUACAUAAGCAGUAAAACGUGAAUAAUCGAUCGAAGUUGGAAGUACAUUUCUGUGAGUGUAUAUAAUCCACGCCAUUUUAACAAAUAUAACAAAAAAAACGAGUAUAAUCGUUCGAUUACAAAAUACGUAGUUAUAAUAUUCAUGUAAAAUAAUUACGUCGGGUCAAAUCGUCACCGCACUUAACACGCGCAAUCUAACUUGGCCGGGAAUUUAAGCGGGAGACGUUCGCGCUUGUAAAUGAGUGUGAAUAUUGCAUAUUUAGCGCACGCACUUAUGUUCCUAACAAAAACUAUAUCUGCAUUCGUCACUAAUUAUCUAAUCGGCCAACAUAAAUCGCGCGUGUUGCAUAGCGUCAUAUAAAUAUAUAUAAAUGAUAAAAAUGAAGUGUUAUACAAAUAAUUAUAUUAUAAUCGAUAUUUCCUACGAAUAAAAAUUACUUAAGUUCCUAAAAGUAAGAAGCAUCCACAGAAGUAUUUAUUACAUCAAUGAUUCGUAUUGUGUAAAUAGACAACAAUUUGAAAUGAAAUAUUCCUAUGGUGAAUUGAUCUCAUUGAUAUCAUUAAAAAGUAAUAAACAUAUAAUUAAUGGCUAACAAAUUCCCUAACCAGCCCUCAGCAACGGCAGGAUAUAUAAAUAUUUACCGUACACACAUUGAAUUGAAAUACCAUGUAAAUAGUUAAAUUCUGUGUUUGUUCUCAAGAAAUAAAUAGUUCUUGUAGUAAAAAAUAUGUAUAGCAUUCCAAGUAUAUUUGUUUUAAUUAUAAUUUCGAGGAAAGGUUUUAAAUAAUUUUAUCGAGUUUUGAUUUCCCGUAUAGAUUCAGUAUGAAGAUGUGUAAUUGUGUAUUCAAAUCUAAUAAUUUUAUUUAAUAAAUACAAUAAAAAAUUUAAUUGCGCAAUAUUUUAUAAACUUUUUUUAUUAAUGUACAAAUAAUAACCCUAUCUGAAUGCUGAAAACAAUGAAUCAUAUCAAAUUGUUUUUGCGUGUAUAUCUUUGUAACAUAUUUAAAAAAAACUCACGGACACGUCUAACGUAGUAAAAUUAUGCACUUCAUACACGACACGACCUAUCGUAUUAUAAGAUAAACUUCUUCACAUUGUAGGUUUAUAUUAUUAUUCCAUUAUAUCAUUAUCGAAUCGAAAUGAUCGCUAAUCGCAAUAUUGUCUAUUUUAUGAACUAGUAUUAUAUUAGUAAGUAAGUAAGGAUUAUCCGAUUAAUAACUAACACUGCUUCGCCACAAUGACGUGUUCCCCUCCUCUUACAACCCGGGUUCCUUCAAACGAGGCGUGAAGAGGCAUCUUGCGGGCCGGCAAGGCGAAGGCGGCUAGCAGAAUGUUUUUCCCGUCUGUACUGGCCGUCGUCGCGUUUGGACUCUACUACCACUUACCAUCAGGUGGAGUAGAGUCAUUUGCCCUCCCGGCGAAUAUAAAAAAAAAUGACAAGUAUAGUUGGUAUAUACUGAAAAAAAUAAUGAUGGCAUAACGAACAUUAGAAAUUACUUGCAAACACGUGUCACGUCUUCCCGUGAAAUUUCGAGGGAUUGUUUAUUGUUUACAAAAUACAGUCACUAUUCAGCAAACACAUACGUCACAGUGGCGAAAGCGUUAAUUUUUAAUAUAUUUAAAUUAUGUAUAUUCAUUAAGAGACUUCGGGUGUAUAUGUUAUUGCUAUAAGAAAUAUAUUAUAAUAAAAUAACAAGAACAUAAAAAUGGACGUACAAAUUGGUGCAACAUCGCUUAUUAGUGAUUUGUUGAAAAUUGUUUUUAUUUAAAUUGAUUUAAAAUGCCUUUCACUUUAUAUUAAAUUAAAUUUAAGUAAAUAUAUAGGUUUCGUAUAGGCUGAUUGUUUCUAGUCAAAUCUAAAUUGUAAUUAAAUUAUAUCUAUUAGUCAUUCUAAUGAAAUAUUAAUUAUAUGCAGAUUAUAUUAUACUGAUAAUCGCAAACGAUUGUCAAAUAUCCCUAAAAAAAUGGAAUAUUGUAUCCUCGUUUCUAUUAUAAUGUUAUCAUAUAAAAAGAUUUUAUCGACAAAUCGACUUAACUAUUUUAAUAUAAUUCGUAGGCUAAUCAAAAUUAGAUAAAUGACAUAGCUAAAUAAUUUAAAGAUAAUGUAAACUGAACGAAAUUGAAACAACUGAUAUUCUAAAUAAUUGUGAUGGAUUUGUGUUAGUAGAUGUUACUUAAUAAUAAAUUAACAAUAUAACUUAGGUGCAAUUGUAUUCAUCCAGGCUUUAGAUAUUGUUGCUAGUAAAUAUAGAUUGAACUUUGUCAAAAUAGUUUAUUAUCAUACAAUUUAAUAGUGCCUAUAUAUAUAAAAAAAGUAAUUAAAUAAACCGAAGGCCGUUUCUGAUCGUGACAGGAAUACUAUAUAAUACUUAUUUGAUUUUAUUGAUGAUUUAAGAUGGUGUUACCAUUUUAUAUGACUGUUUAUUAUUCGUUCUGAAAUUAUAUACUUGGUAAAAAGUGAAUUAGAGAUAUUAAAUAUAUUUUUUUUCAAAUUCAAAUAUGAACGGUGCUCCGUGAAACAUACCAAGAAAAGUAUUACUUAUUGAAAAUCAAACAUAUAAAAUAUUAUAUGAAAACUCGUUAUAAAUAAAAUACAUUGCAUUGCGGCCUUUUAAAUCAUUGCAAUAAUAUAUUAAAUUUAUUACAUAAUAUCAUUUUAGCUGCCACACCUUUGCCUAACGUUUUUUUUUUGAGAUAAGAUACUAUACAAUAAUUAAUACAAGUUGGUCGAACAGUAAGGAAAACUAUUUUUGUGAAACGAUUAUGUCAGUAUAUGCAUGUAUAAAUCUAGUUUUAUAUUGGUUUAUCGUAAAAUGUUAUCCAUAGAAAUAUUAUUAUUUUUUAUCAUGAAAUGUGAUUGAUUCUAUUCUCUAUUUCCAAGCAAAAAGGUUUAAAAUAUCAAAACAUCAAUUGUAAUAAUUUCGUUGCUUGCUAGUCCCACGAUGCCUUUGCUUGUUGGAUAUAUGGGAGGAGUUAUUUUUAUGAAGAAAUCAGUCAUAAAAAUGUUGAAAGAAUGUACAAUAUACUUUAUCUAAAAAUAAAAUAUUAUGAACAUAA
Nymphalis io (European peacock) is the source of this 8406-nucleotide messenger RNA. RefSeq lists its product as uncharacterized. Gene Ontology annotation, molecular function: protein binding. The transcript has 14 exons. The coding region runs from base 678 to 4493 and encodes 1271 amino acids. The record is from RefSeq and is a predicted model, not a curated record. NCBI's taxonomy places the organism in Eukaryota, Metazoa, Arthropoda, Insecta, Lepidoptera, Nymphalidae.